AUGUGCUCUGGGGUCCCUGGGGUGUUCGCCCUGCUGUCUGGUGACCUCCUGGCCACCUGGACGGGCAGCACCCGGGGACCAAACGUAGAAUGUAAGGGGCUCCUCCCACGGGACCCCUCAGGACAGGCGCUGGGCCCCUCCCCGAGCUCCCUGCCCCGCCCACAGUCCCCCACAGGGAGCACGGGGCGGGGGGGGGGGGGGGGCUGGCCAGGCUCCGGUGUCCAGAGUGGGUCAAGGCCCCUCCAAGUGCCCAAGCUGAGCCUACAGGGAAGCCCCCAUGUGGCGCACCUCCCCGCCAAGUGGCACCUUCUGCCUGGGGUGUUAGCAGUCCCCCACCUCCAGGCCUCCCCACUCCCCACCCCGCCCCCCCAGAGACUGAAAUUACGGGUACCUGAAGGCAGGAGCCUUUAA
This is a messenger RNA of Rangifer tarandus platyrhynchus (Svalbard reindeer), 411 nucleotides long. Lineage: Eukaryota; Metazoa; Chordata; Mammalia; Artiodactyla; Cervidae. The record is from the annotation of a GenBank genome assembly.